Messenger RNA from Syzygium oleosum, 1426 nucleotides. RefSeq lists its product as uncharacterized. Bases 222 to 1139 code for a protein of 305 amino acids. The transcript has 12 exons. NCBI's taxonomy places the organism in Eukaryota, Viridiplantae, Streptophyta, Magnoliopsida, Myrtales, Myrtaceae. The record is from RefSeq and is a predicted model, not a curated record. Gene Ontology annotation, cellular component: mitochondrion.
CUCUUCGAUCUGUUCUUACGCAUUUCGCCUUGAUCCUCGACGAAAUGAUGUGGAAGACUGUUUGUUGAACUGGGUCGGUUUCCCUUUGGCGAAAGAAUCGAAAUGGUUUGAUUUGGCUUUGUAUGCGCAAGAAUGGGGUUGUCUUCGGGAACGAGCAAAAUUGAGUCUUUUUGUAUUACUGAAGGAACAACAUCCUUGGUGGUGCACGUCUUAUAGCUGAAAUGAGGCGCCUGUUCGCUUUUGUGGGUCCAGUAGGACUGCUGCUUGGGAGCUCAAGGAGCUAUUCACGCGUGAUUCCAAAUGUUCCUGAGUUUAAUUGCCGGGGUAUUUCGUCUUUCUCACAUAAGGGGCAGAGUACUUUUGUUUUGACUCGUGCAAGUGCCUUGACUCUUCAGGAAAAAAAGAAUGCCGAGUUCUUAACUUUUUCGAAUUGGGCAAGGUUUAUGACAACACAAGUAAAAGCUCCUCCACAAGCUAGACAGAUGGGUGCCCUUCAGGUGACCAUGUUGAGUCCAGGAAUUGUCUAUGAACCGUAUGCCCUGCGCGAACCGAUUCCAUUCUGGAAGAGAUACUUUUUCCUUUCAUAUGCAGAUUUUGAUUUAUUGUCUCUCAGAUGGUUCACUCGGAGUGGUUGGAGGAGAACCAAAGAUGAUAUCAUCUUAGAGCUUAAAAGUGCAUAUGCCAUCGCUAAGUUAAGGAAGUCUGGAUACUCAAAAAAGGAGUUCUAUGAGGAGGCCAUAAAGUUAUAUAAGGAGAUAAAUUUUCUAUUAGCCCACGGUGAUAAAAAAUCAUUGAGGAAGGCAGUUACAGAGAAGAUGUACUCUACCCUAAAAAAUGACAUUAAGAUGAGGGAAUCCAUGUGGCAUAAGGUUUAUUGGGAAUUGAUUGAACCAGUCGUGAAGAUACGAACUUUGCGAGCUAGGCUGAUUGGUGUUGACCGGAAGGAUGUCAACAAAGUUUUCAUUCAGCUUACUCUUGAGUUCAUGACUAAGCAGAAGUUUGAAGCAUAUGAUUCGAAUGGUAAUGUGGUGGCAGGCGAUAAAAAUAAGGAGGUCCUUGUGCGUGAUAUCUGGGUGUUCGAGAAGUCCCUCUUCCACCGUGGAUCUUACUGGCGUCUUUGCGGGAAGAUUGUAUUAUAACCAGGCUAUCAUCAGUUAGAAACUGGUCGAGGGGAUAUUGGAAAAGAAGUGGUCACCGAUUAUUGGAAGCUUCUCAAGCUAGGAUAUGUCUCCCGGAGAGAAAACUUAUAGCGAGACGAGAUCUAGACUUUUCAUUUUCCUUUUGUAGGGUUGUCAUUUUAUACUUUUGUAUCAAUUUCUUGUUUUCAUGAUAUCAAUGACGAUACCUGUGGUUUUGCAGCAAUGUUGUCCGAAGUUGAUCUUUUGUGCCUGGGAAAUAAAAGAGAAAUUGUUCUUUGCGUACUCCA